GAGACCUACAAUACGUAAUUUGUCGUAGAACACAUCACACACAGCAUGUCUUUCAAGAAUAAAGUGGUCGUGAUAACUGGUGGCAGCGCCGGCAUCGGAGCUACCACAGCCGUACGAUUCGCCAAAGAAGGAGCCAAUAUUGCCAUCGUAGGAAGAAACGAAGCAAGGCUUCGAGAAGUUUGUCAAAAAUGUGAAAAAUUUGGAGUGAAAACACUCGCUAUCAAAGCUGACAUGUCUAAAGAUGAAGAAGUGAAGACAAUUGUUCAAAAAGUAAUUGAAAAAUUUGGAAAAUUAGAUGUCCUAGUGAACAAUGCUGCUAUAUACAAAAAUGCUACGCUUGCAAGUCCUGACUUACUCCAAAUUUACGAUCAGGUACUGACUGUAAAUCUUAGAGCAGUGAUCCACUUGACGAGUCUAGCUGCACCCCACUUGGUUUCAACAAAAGGGAAUAUUAUCAACAUAUCCAGUGUGCUUGGUAAGACGUGCCUUCAGAACCCUUUAUUCAUGGUGUACGGUGCUUCCAAGGCAGCUCUGGACCUGUUCACCAAAAGUGCGGCCUUAGAACUUGGAGCUUCAGGAGUCCGUGUGAAUACCGUGGUUCCUGGACCAGUGAGCACUGAAAUGCUGGCAAGUAUAGACAAGGAGAAAACAGAAGAUGAUUAUAAGAGUAUCACGUUACUGGACAGAGUAUCGGACCCUGAGGAAAUAGCUGAUGUGAUCAAGUUCCUAGCAAGUGAUCAAGCGAAAGGAAUCACAGGUGGAUACUACACGGUAGAUAACGGUAUUCUCGUCAAAUUUUAAUCGAAUUUUAUUGUUACUGCAAAAAUCGAGUCAGUGUUUUUGGACAAUUAAGUGGUAAUUAAUUUAACAUUAAGUGAUUGAUCUAUGAAAUUAACUUGUUAAUGUCAGUUUGCAUUUUUUACAUACUCACGUAUUUAAUUUUGUUUAACAAGUCUUGUGUAUACAACUAGUAAAAAACAUUUUGAACUC
Molecule: messenger RNA, 990 nt
Organism: Trichoplusia ni (cabbage looper)
Lineage: Eukaryota; Metazoa; Arthropoda; Insecta; Lepidoptera; Noctuidae
Product: 3-oxoacyl-[acyl-carrier-protein] reductase FabG-like
Exons: 1
Coding region: 46-801 (251 amino acids)
Molecular function (GO): oxidoreductase activity
Source: RefSeq, a predicted model, not a curated record